GCGGCGGCAACUGCUGACGGCCUCGAGGAGAUGUGGAAAGACACAUCUAACCUCAUUUGGACGCUCUCCGUCUCGCGCUGAACAUCUCGAAGGCGACUUCGGUCUACACGACGAGUGCGUCGUCCUCACCAUGAGUGCGCCGACGGCGUGAAAAAUCCAAGUGUCUCGUUUUCGCUUUUCAAUUUCAUCAAUAUAAAAAACAGUGACGAUGGCGCGGAUCUGCAGAGGACAAGACGCCGCUCUUUCGGUGCUGUGCCUUUGUUUAUUGCACUUGACGUGUGCCUUCAAUGUGGACACGCAGAAUUAUGUGCUUCAUAGAGGUGAAAGAGACUCGAUGUUUGGAUUUAGUGUGGCGCAGCAUCUAGACAGGGGGAAGAGUUGGUUGCUUGUUGGAGCCCCUGCGGCGCGGACGCCCCAGCCAGGAGUUAAUCGAGGGGGUUCUGUGUUCCGUUGUGAGAUUUCUCGCGACGACUCCUGCUUUGAGAUUCCUUUUGACAGAAAAGGAAACAAUAUCGACCAGACGAACUCGCAAAUAGACAGCAAGAGCGGUCAGUGGUUUGGAGCCACCGUCAAGAGCUCGGGCACCAAUGGAAUAGUUCUGGUGUGCGCGCCUCGGUACGUCUAUUACUCUUCCAACAAGGAACGUCGAGAACCAGUCGGCACUUGCUAUGUGGCCCGCAACAGCUCCUCAAGUUUUGACGAAUACUCGCCGUGCAGAACUGACCAGUGGGGUUACCACAGACAAGGAUACUGUCAAGCUGGCUUUGGGGCUGACAUUUCAAAGGACGGAAAACGACUGUUCAUCGGGGCGCCUGGAAGCUAUUAUUGGCAAGGACAAAUGUAUUCAAUUAGCGGAGAACGGCCUGAAUUACUGCCGCCACCACGAUCGGCGAUUCUGGCAUCAGGUAUGGCCUUCUCACAGAGUUUGUACACCAGACCUGACUUGAAAGCAACCAAGGAGGGAACGGCCACUGAUGACGACAGUUAUUUGGGCUAUUCCGUUGUGGCCGGUGACUUUACCGGAGAGGGUCGUCAGGGGUGUGCAGUUGGCAUGCCAAAAGGAGCGUCCCUGCUUGGAAAGGUAUUGCUUUACACCUGGGACCUGGUGAAUACGCAUAAUGUGACUGGCACUCAACUGGGGUCCUACUUUGGCUACUCACUUUGCGCCACCGAUCUGGACGGCGACGGUCUGCAAGAUCUUGUUGUUGGCGCUCCUCUUUACACCGAGUUGGACAACAACGAGGGCAAAUACGAAACAGGGCGAGUUUACAUCUUCUACCAGGGCCGAGAGGAGAAAUUCGGCAAGAUGGAAAUUCGUGACGGAGAAAAGAGCAAAUCGAGAUUCGGUUUGUCUUUGGCUGGACUCGGUGAUAUCAAUAAGGACGGGUUUGAAGAUUUUGCUGUUGGCGCCCCUUACGAUGGGCCCCAUGAACAUGGCGCCGUUUACAUUUAUCAUGGCUCGGCGGAGGGUGUCCGAGAGAAAUAUUCACAGGUUAUUUUCGCUGAGGAAAUCGGCCCGAACAUUGCCACUUUUGGAUUCUCUGUUUCUGGAGGAUUUGACUUGGAUGAAAAUUUGUAUUCGGAUCUUCUCGUUGGAGCGUAUGAAUCAAGCACUGCUAUCCAUUUCCCUUCGCGUCCCGUCGUCAACGUAGACGUAAAACUGACUUUUAGCUCAGAGGUCAAGCAAAUUGCCUUGGACGAUCUCAAAUGUCGUCUGAGAGAUGGCACAAAAGUGGCCUGUGUUGAAGUCACUGCCUGCUUUGAAUACGGCGGCGUCACAGUUGAAAGGAGACUUGAUUUUGAGAUUCAAGUCAUCUUAGACGCCAAGAAACCCAAAAGUCCGCGGAUGUUCUUUGUGGACGAAGAAGGCAGGAACUCGAUCAAUCAAACAAUAAGACUGAACAACAAAUCUCUGUUUUGCAGAACGUAUCAAACAUAUAUAAAGCCCAAUAUUCGAGAUAAGCUGUCGCCUAUUGAGGCGGAGGUGCGUUAUAGUCUGCUCAAAUCACCCACCUCGUCAAACCAGUUGCUGCGGAGAGCGCAACGAUCUCUGGAGCCGAUUCUCGACAUGAAUGUGGGUCAAGUGCAAAAGGACACGAUUAGCAUUCAGAAGAAUUGCGGUCCUGAUAAUGUUUGCGUCCCCGACCUGAAAAUGGAAGCUUCCCCCAAUGUUGGCGAGUACCUGCUGGGAUCUGAAAAGCGUCUCGAGUUCAAUGUGGAGGUGUUCAACAACGGCGAGGACUCGUUUGAAUCUAUGUUCUACCUGACCAUCCCACCUGGUCUGAACUACAUCAAUAUUGAGCGUUCCGGCGCCGAUUCAUCCGUAGCAGUUCAAUGCUCCGCUCCAUCGUCCGCCACAAACAACACCCUGCGCUGCGACAUUGGAAAUCCACUGCCGAGCAGAAAGCUGAUCAAAUUCAAAGUUCUGCUGCAACCAUUCUGGGCACAGGGCACGCCAUCCCGAUUCGACUUCACCCUGGAUGUUAACAGCACAAACCCCGAGGAAUCAUUCAACUACAAGAACAACCACAAAACGGUGUCUAUUCCAAUUAUGGUCGACACAGACCUCCAAAUUGAAGGCUCCUCUUUACCGCCCCAGCUUUACUACAACUCGUCUGCUUAUCAGCCUAGGGAGUUCUACAGAGAGGAAGGCCAGCUGGGCCCUCAGGUGGUGCACAUGUACGCCAUCAGAAACAAGGGACCGUCGAACAUUCUCGAGGCGGAGGCCUACUUCAUUUGGCCCUCAUACACGCUUGACGGCGAGACCCUACUUUACUUGCUCGAGCAGCCGGAGACGAGUGGACCCAUCAAGUGCGAGAUUGCGGCCAAAGUGAAUGAAAAGAGAGUCAAGUUGGAGAAAAAGAAAUCGUAUCUUGGUUACGCUGACGAGGAUGAAAGUGGUCACGGCGGCCGCCUGGGGGUCAGCAUGGUGGAGCAGAAGGAGUCGGAACGUGGCUCGCAGAAACCAAACUCCUACGACCGUUCACGCGUUUCCUCCCAAAAUCAAUCUUCUCGCACGGAAACCCGGAGCGGAACACGAACUGUCACAACUUAUCAAUCUUCCUGGUCGAAGGAGUACACUUCUGAAGAGGAGUAUCAGCAGCACCAACAACAACAACAACAGCAGCAAAGGCGAGGUGGCAAGGUCAGGACGCGCCGACAAAACGACUACAGCGGAGAGGGAAGUUAUGAGGACUACAGUGGCUCGGAAAGGGACGAGCAGAAAGAACUCGAUGAUGCUACAAAAUGCGGACCAACCCAGUGCACCAAGAUAAAAUGCAUCGUUGGACCGUUUUCCAAAGACCAGGAGGUGUGGGUGGCACUGCGGGGCAGGGUAUUUGCAGACACGCUAAGAGCGCUCAAUCACCAAAACUUGAAAGUGUCUUCGCUGCUAGCGGCUCGCAUUAUUAAACUGCCCUACAUUGGGCAGCCGGAAUACAUGUCUGUCAAGAAGUACGAGGUCAUGACCGAGGUCAUCUCGACGGACACACCCUUGCAUCCUUCAGAACACGUGCCUUGGUGGGUGGUGGUGCUUUCGGCGUGCGUCGGUGCUGCCAUCCUCAUUCUCCUUGUCUUCCUUCUCUGGAAGUGUGGUUUCUUCAAGAGAAAUCGGCCAACGGCGAACACCGCCGAGAAGGAGCCGCUCAACAGAAACGGACACUACCAGCCAGGUGAUGAGCCCUUGUGAUGUGCCUCAGAGACCUGCUCCAACUAGAAAAGACUGGUAGUUACCAAUAAAUGCGAAAAUGAUACAACGACUACCGCCGUCUCUCGGGAGAGUCGGCGCAAGAGAAACUUUAAAAAGCAGAGUGAUUCGUCCGAAAGAAAAAAAUAUAAUAAUUUUCAUCACAACACUCACCAUCGUAAUGUGUUCUUCCGCGGGAGAGAGAAAUGCGAAACUAACUUUGUCUACUCACUAAAAACAAUUAGAACGAAGAAAAAGUGCUUCUCGGUUUGAAUGGCGGUUGUUCUCUCUCUGUUUCUUAAUAAUUUAUUUCGUGUACUUAAUCUGGCUAAUUGUGUAUGCUCGGAAUUAUUGUCCCAUGUGACUUUGCAACGAUAACAUUUCGGCCGGAGUGUGUUGUUUUGUUUGUGCCAAGCGCAAGUUUUCCUCUUUGUGUUUGCGGGGUCGCGCCGUGCCGCCUCGAGCUAGGCAACAAGCGUCGCAGACAGCGUAUAAUCUAUUUCAAUAGCUUUGUGUCCCGAGCUGAAUGAAGACGUUGAGCUCAAAAUUUUCAACAGCUUUUUCCUCUCCCUGGAGUGAUAUUUUCAUUUUCAUUUCUUCAAUGAAAUGAAAUUUCUCCGGGUGAGGCAGGUGACAAUGGGAAGGCUAAAUUUAGUUUUUGGCAAAUAAGCUGGUGGAAUUUUCCUCAGUGGAGAAACUCCUUUGAAAUCCUGCACGAAAGUAACUUGAAGCCCUCAUCUUGUUUAAUUAGACAAAACACGAAACUUCUCAGACUUGAGAUAAUCUUUGCCGUUUUCCUUUUAAUUAAAAUUGAAUGCUCAAGAUAUCUUCAUUAAAAGAAAAUUAAUUAGUGAAAGGUUAAUUAAUUCAGGCUAAAUUUGGAGCACUAGAAGAUUAAAAAUUUUUUUUUUGCUUCAAGAAUAGAAAAAAAUUUGUGUGCUUCUGGAACAAGCAUAUUUUAAACAUUUCCUCUUUACUUCAAGUGCGAUAAAAAUCCAUCGUUUUCAAGCCGCAAUUGUAAAAGUAGGGUUGCGUCCUGUCUUGAGCAGGCCCAUUUAAGCCUUAGCAGACUUUCUUGCAAGAAGUCUCUGGCAAAGUCCUUAAACGUGUCACAAUAUGUAUCUGGCAGGCAACCUUUUCUUUGUGUUAGCAAUAAAAAUCACGCUCAAAACUUUUAAUGGAUCCGCCGCCUGUAAAAGCAAAAGAAUCCUUUCCAUUUUUUCCGCUGCUCCUUUUUUCACUCACGCUGCUAUAUUGAUUUAAGCAGUUUUAUCGCAACAAAGAGGCAAGUGGAAACUUUUGUGCUGAUGAGUUGUGUGCUUUUUGAUUAGUUCGUUAACUGCAGCACUGACUUCUCUCUAAAAAAAGGCACGGCCAAUUAAAGCGCGAACUCUCCAUCCACGCUCCGGCCGAGAAUAUAUUUUCACCAAAUUGUUUUAUCCGGAGAUUGUUCUUUAACCGGCAGCUUUAGAUCUAUGACGGAAAAUCAAACCGAAAAAGUUUUUAUUUUUUAGGAAUAAAUUUUAUGUACUAAAAAAAUGUGCGCAUUGUGUAUGUAUGUGUUUGAAAAGUUGCACCGUGAGCCAGGUAAAAAAAUGUAAAAAUUAAUUCUUUUCAACUUGUUUCUGUUCGUGUAACUCAUGUACAUAUAAACCACGUAAAUUUUAUUGGCGAUUAAUUUUACUUGCAGUUAAUAAAGGCGAAGAGAUGAAAUAAAUAUCGAAAAUUGUCA
Messenger RNA from Neocloeon triangulifer, 5417 nucleotides. It is a transcript of the gene if, whose product is annotated as integrin alpha-PS2. Gene Ontology annotation, cellular component: external side of plasma membrane; integrin complex. Gene Ontology annotation, biological process: cell adhesion mediated by integrin; integrin-mediated signaling pathway; cell-matrix adhesion. Gene Ontology annotation, molecular function: integrin binding. Lineage: Eukaryota; Metazoa; Arthropoda; Insecta; Ephemeroptera; Baetidae. The record is from RefSeq and is a predicted model, not a curated record. The coding region runs from base 209 to 3688 and encodes 1159 amino acids. The transcript is spliced from 23 exons.